ACGCUUACGAGAGUAAGGGCGGGCAGCUGGAUGGAAGGGUUGGAGAAACUGACCAAUUUGAGAGAUUUGGGAAUAGAUGAAAUACGAGGAGAUGUCCAUAUGGCAUUAUCUCGUUCCAUUAGUAAAUUGGUCCACCUCAGAUCAUUGUCGCUAAGUGCAAGUUAUCAAUUGCGGAUUCCGGCUUUUGAGUCCUUCUCAAAACAUGAGCAUCUAUAUAAAAUGAAAUUGAAAGGACGCUUAGAGAAAUUACCAGAGUCGCAUGUAUUCCCACCUAACCUCACUGAGCUUUGCUUGUAUUAUUCCAAAUUAGAACGAGACCCGAUGGUAACACUGGAGAAGCUGCCCAACCUUCGGAGUCUCUAUUUCCACGGCUUUAUUGAAGACGUUUACACAGGAAAGGAAAUGGUUUGCUCUGCUGGAGGGUUUCCACUGCUCGACACUUUGACUAUUGGUGCAUUCCCUGAAUUAAAGGAGUGGAGAGUGGAGGAAGGAGCUAUGCGGAAUCUUAGGUGUUUGGAGAUUUCAUACUGCAAAAGAUUGAAGAUGCUUCCUGAUGGAUUGCGAUAUAUCAUCACCCUUCAAGAAUUGAAGUUGGAAUACAUGUCAGAAGAAUUGAAAGAAAGAGUAAGAAAGAUCGAGGGUAAGGAUUGGUUAAAGAUCCAACACAUACCCUCAAUUUUCAUCCAAUAAGAGUAAGGAUAUCUUUUUCUUUAUUUAAAUUUUAUUUGUCAUUUCAAUUUUGAUAUAUUUAUUAAAUUUGGAUCCUCUGCCCGCCAUAUCAGCAGGGAUUUUUUAUUUGUUGCAAUGUGAUUAGUGGAGUCAGUGAUCACGUAGCCAUUCACAUUGCAACAAGCAGGAAGUCCCUGCUUGUGUCAAAGAGAGAAGAUCCAGACUCUUAUUUAUCUUAAUUGUCAGUGAGGGAUGUUUAUUGCCUGGUGUGGUGCCACUGGCACCAGGAUA
This is a messenger RNA of Magnolia sinica, 960 nucleotides long. RefSeq names its product disease resistance protein RPP8-like. Bases 31 to 690 code for a protein of 219 amino acids. Gene Ontology annotation, molecular function: alpha-tubulin binding. The transcript has a single exon. NCBI's taxonomy places the organism in Eukaryota, Viridiplantae, Streptophyta, Magnoliopsida, Magnoliales, Magnoliaceae. Gene Ontology annotation, biological process: protein folding. The record is from RefSeq and is a predicted model, not a curated record.